AUGAUAAAAACUGCUUCAUCAAUUAUUAAUAGAGAAGUUAAAAUUAUUAUUAGUAGACUUAAAUCAACUAGUUAUAAUCAAUUAAUUAAUUAUAGAUCAAUGUCUCAACAAAUUUCAUCAAAUUCGACUGCUGGAAAUGGAACUGAUGAAGCAGUCGUUUUACAUUCAACUAAAAAUCAUGCAAGAAUUAUAACAUUGAAUAGAGUCAGAAAGUUAAACUCGUUGAAUACUGAAAUGAUUGAAUUAAUUACUCCAGAUUUAUUAAAUUAUGCAAAAGAAUCAGCAAAUAAUGUUAUAAUAUUAACUUCAAAUUCUCCAAAAGCUCUUUGUGCUGGUGGUGAUGUUGCUGAAUGUGCUAAUCAAAUUGUUAAAGGUAAUCCAGGUUAUGGUGCUGAUUUUUUUGAUAAGGAAUAUAAUUUAAAUUAUAUUAUUUCAACUUUACCAAAACCUUAUAUUUCAUUAAUGGAUGGUAUAACAUUUGGUGGUGGGGUUGGUUUAUCAGUUCAUGCACCUUUUAGAGUUGCAACCGAAAAGACAAAAUUAGCAAUGCCAGAGAUGGAUAUUGGAUUUUUCCCAGAUGUUGGUACUACAUUUUUUUUACCAAGAUUAGAUAAUAAAUUAGGUUAUUACACUGCUUUAACUGGUAGUAUAUUAAAUGGAUUAGAUGCUUACUUUACAGGUUUUGCAACUCAUUAUAUAAAGUCUGAAAAAAUUCCUCAAUUAAUUAAUAGAUUAGCAAAUUUACAACCACCAGAAAUUGCUGGAGAAAUUUCAUUAGUUAAAGGUAACACACAUUAUUUUCAACAAGUUAAUAACAUUUUGAAUGAAUUUAGUGAAAAACAUUUACCAAAUGAUUAUAAAUAUUUCUUAAGUGAUGAUGAAAUUGACUUAGUUAACAAAGCAUUUUCUCAAAAUAAUAUCAACGAAGUUUUGGACUACUUGAAAAAAGAUAAUUCACCAUUCGCUCAAAAGACAUUGAAAACAUUAUUACAAAAACCUAGAACUUCAUUAGCUAUUGGAUUUGAAUUAAUGAAUCGUGGUUUGAAAAACUCAAUUAAAGAACAAUUUGAAUUAGAAAUGAUUGCAGCAACUAAUAUUCAAAGAUUACCACCAAAAGAAAAUGAUUUUGCUAAAGGUGUUAUACAUAAAUUAGUUGAUAAAAUAAAAGAUCCAUUUUUUCCAAAAUGGAAUGAUCCAAGUAUUGUAACUCCAGAAUACGUUAAGAAUAUUUUAACAGCAAAUGAUGAUACAUUAAAAUUAUUAUCAUCUCCAUUAAUCAAAAAAUGGUUUGGAUUAGAUUAUAACGAUUACCCAUUAAAUUUUGGAUUACCAAGAAAUAAAGAAGUUGCAAAUUAUAUUGAAGGUAGUGAUGGAUCAAAUAGAACUUAUUUACCAACUCCAUCUGAAGUUUUUAAACAUUUUAAAUCAAAAUCAAAUGAUAAAUUAGGUAUUGAUAUUAAGAUUAAACAAAUUUUAGAUUUACAUGGAGAGACUGCAAAAUAUGACAAUAAAUACGUCACAUGGAAAAAUUGA
Molecule: messenger RNA, 1533 nt
Organism: Lodderomyces jiufengensis
Lineage: Eukaryota; Fungi; Ascomycota; Pichiomycetes; Serinales; Debaryomycetaceae
Gene: EHD3
Product: mitochondrial 37S ribosomal protein mS47
Exons: 1
Coding region: 1-1533 (510 amino acids)
Biological process (GO): L-valine catabolic process
Cellular component (GO): mitochondrion
Molecular function (GO): 3-hydroxyisobutyryl-CoA hydrolase activity
Source: RefSeq, a predicted model, not a curated record